Molecule: messenger RNA, 2417 nt
Organism: Ziziphus jujuba (common jujube)
Lineage: Eukaryota; Viridiplantae; Streptophyta; Magnoliopsida; Rosales; Rhamnaceae
Product: LEAF RUST 10 DISEASE-RESISTANCE LOCUS RECEPTOR-LIKE PROTEIN KINASE-like 2.8
Exons: 3
Coding region: 185-2137 (650 amino acids)
Biological process (GO): protein phosphorylation
Molecular function (GO): ATP binding; protein kinase activity; polysaccharide binding
Source: RefSeq, a predicted model, not a curated record
ACUAGUUACUACGCUUUCUAUCAUUUUCUUCAACCUCUCCACGGAUUUUAUUAGUCAACAAAAAACCAAUACUAUUAACUUCCAUUCAUCUCCUAUCUUCGUCCCCUGCUUUUCACCAUCUCUGCUCUCUCGCUCUCUCUGUUUCACAAAAAAAAAAAAAAAAAAAAAAAAAAAAAAAAAAAAAAUGGAUCUCCACCAUCUCUACCAAAACCUCUUAAUCUUCAUGGUCGCUGUAAUUUUAAUCCACGGUCCAUCAUCUUCGUCCGCCAACGAAUACGACGACUGUGGCAAUCUCUUUGAAUGCGGAAGUAUCCGGGUAGGUUAUCCCUUCUGGGGAUCCAAUCGACCGAAACAAUGUGGCUACCCUGAUUUCCAGUUGACCUGCCCCGCUGCCAACGUGACACUGCUCUCAAUCUUUUCUGAGGAUUAUCGAGUUCUUAAAAUCGAUGAAGAUGCGGGUACCAUGGACGCUGUGAGGAAUGAAUACCGGACCGAUGUUUGUCUUGAUGGUCAAACACAGCCCAAAAACACCACCAUACAACAGAGCGGUUUAUUCACCUAUAACUCAGAUACUGAAGAGCUGAGGCUUUUCUAUUCCUGCAAUUCCCAAUUGGGUGCAAUUUGGCCAAACCAUUUCAAUUGCAGUUCAUCUAUUAAUUACUAUUUCACACAAGCCCAGAUAGCCACACAGAACGCACAGGGUAACCUUCGAACUGGACCUACUGUAAUUGAGAGUCUCCUUGGAAGUUGUGCACAAAAUGUUUUAGUCCCCAUUUUCAAAACACAAGCCACCAUUUUACAAUCGGCGAAUAUGACUGCUCUACCAAUAGCAGAUGUGAUAACGGCUGUGAGUACUGGGUUUCGGUCGUCGUGGAAUGCCACUAUUAGAGCUCAGUGUGAUAGCUGCCUAACCCAAAGCAGUACUAAUCGCUGCGGCUUCAGUACUACUUCAAAUGAACUCACCUGCUAUGAAGCUCUAGGCGGCAGCCCAGGGAGUAACAACAAACUUUCAGUUGGAGAAGGCAUUGCAGUCGGAGCUGGAGGCCUUGCUGUCAUUAUCAUAGGAUUAUGUAUUUGCUUUUUCUUACAAAGAAGGAAGAAGCGUACAAUGGUAGCUAAGGAGGAGGAGGAGGAUUAUUUAGAUCAUGUACCAGGGAUGCCUGAGAGAUUUUCCUUUGAGGAUUUGAAAGCCAUGACUCAGAAUUUCCAUAACAAGUUGGGGGAGGGUGGAUUUGGAAUAGUGUUUGAAGGGACUCUGAGCAAUGGCAUGAAAGUUGCGGUGAAACGUCUCGACGGUUUAAGGCAAAUCAAGAAGUCAUUUUUAGCCGAGGUUGCAACUAUCGGCAGCAUCCACCAUGUUAACUUGGUGAGAAUGAUUGGAUUUUGUGUUGAAAAAUCACACAGGCUUCUUGUUUACCAAUACAUGCGUAAUGGAUCUUUGGAUAAAUGGAUUUUCCACAAAACUUAUGAACUUUUAUUAAGUUGGCAGCAGAGGAAGAAAAUCAUUCUGGACAUAGCCAAGGGAUUGAGCUAUCUCCAUGAAGAUUGCAGGCAGAAGAUAAUUCACUUAGAUAUCAAGCCGGAAAACAUUCUGUUAGAUGAAGAUUUCAACGGAAAACUUUCUGACUUCGGAUUGUCUAAGCUAAUUGAAAGGGACCAGAGUCAAGUUGUGACAACCAUGAGAGGCACACCGGGCUAUUUGGCUCCUGAAUGGUUAGGUUCAGCAAUUACAGAGAAAGUAGAUGUCUACAGCUUUGGAAUUGUGAUAAUGGAAAUAGUGUGUGGACGUAGAAAUGUGGAUCGCUCUCAACCUGAGGAAGCAAUGCAUUUACUUGCUCUGUUUAAGCAGAAAUGUGAAGAAAACCAACUGGUGGGACUGAUUGAUAAAUGUUGUGUGGAUAUGCGAUCACAUGAAGUAGAAGUUGUAAAUAUGAUGAAAGUUGCAGCUUGGUGUUUGCAAAGUGAUUUUGUAAAAAGGCCUUCCAUGUCAAUGGUGGUGAAGGUGUUGGAGGGUGUUAUGGAUAUUGAACAUAACAUGGACUAUGACUUCACCGAAGCACAAUUUGGCCACCGGGAAGAAAAUCGUGAUGAUGUUGCAACCUCAUUGUUGCCAUCAGUUCUAUCCCAACCACGGUAAAUUAUAUAACAUAUGUCUGAUCAUUUUCAUGGUUCGACUUCUACAUGUUAACCACCAUCUCGCUCUUUCCUUUCUUCGGUGCUACCUUCUUCUUUCCAAAGGAUGGGGUUGGGAUGUAUAAGAACCUUUUUUUUUUAAUUUUUUUUUCCAAUUGUUGUAAUCCAUCAAUCGAUUCGAAGAAGAUUCAUAAUUAAAAAACAUGGCUCUACAUGUUUUUGUAUCAACUUUAUUUUGACUCUGUUUCUUAAAUUUAUAUUCAUGGUUCAACAUGUUAUUGUAU